Messenger RNA from Spirometra erinaceieuropaei, 14877 nucleotides. Lineage: Eukaryota; Metazoa; Platyhelminthes; Cestoda; Diphyllobothriidea; Diphyllobothriidae. The record is from the annotation of a GenBank genome assembly.
AUGAGCCGUCCCCGUCACAACUUUUGUGUCUCGCCUCAGCCGUUUGACGUCAAAAAGCAUAAUGAAGAAAGUGAUGGAGACGACUAUAGGACGUUAAAAAGUGGUUGUCAGUACGGAAUUGACAUCUGUCACAGGUCCUCCCACAAAAACUACGAACCACACUCGGGAAUUCCGUCACUGCUUUAGCACGGACUCUUUCAAAUCUGUCGAAUCUUUCAGACUGAGACUUGGACAAUUUGAACGGGUACUCUGUUACGUCUCAAAUCAUUUUAGAAGGCCUUUGGGGCUAAUUUUGUAAUCCAUUCGUCCACCAGAUUGCCGGUCUCUGAUGCAGGGAGCCUGACGCUUGUGUACUCUCAGGUGUUAUACCGGUGUUCAUAUAAAACUUACAUCCCUGGCGGACAGGUUAAUGGAAGAGAACGAAGGUUCGACCCUUUCAUGGUCAGAUUUUUUAGGACAAGGCAUAUUGACUGUCCAGCUUCCAUUUUACUUCGUCUUCGAGAUAAUAAGUUGAGGAUAGUGAAGUUAAACAUGGAACAUAAUCAUCUAAUAAAAGAACGAAUUGAUCCAUAUUUGUCAAAACUGAGCCAAGAGCAGGAAACGUUUGCUAAAGAGAUGCUUGAAAUCAGAGCCGACCCUCUGCUCCUGGUUGAUUGCAUGAAUCGUGAGUGUUUCUGGUCAUUUAGAUCCUUUCAGAAAGAUUUGAAAUAGACCUAUCUUUGGAAGACAUCCGUUACUUGAUGACGCCCAAAGAAGUCGAUGGUUUCAAGCACAUUCGGGGUGGUUUUAUCGAAAAGUUACGAGAGAAUGGAUUCGCCAGGUAUAUCUUGAACGCAACGGGACAUUACCAAUUUGUGUCAUUCACGAGUCCCUCCCUACAACAGUUCUAUUCGGGCCAUCCCGAAGUCCUUUCAAUGGGAUAUGCGCCCAAUUUCACUGCCUGUGGAUAUCUACUGCUAAUAGUUGUUGGCGUUGACAAAUACCUUUUGAGUCAGCCAAUUUACUUUGCAUUUAUUAACGACGAAAGUCUUGAAUCGCUGCGGCUUGCUGUCCGUGGCUUUAAAAAACUCAUGCCCGCUGAUGCUAUUUCGCAAACCGUCACAAUCACAGUCGACAAACCCGGCGAUCUUGCGACUGUCAUCACGGAGGAGCUAAGUCACGUCACCCCGAUCUUUUGCCAGUGGUAUUUAAUGCAGUCAGUCAAGGCAAAGUUGUUGGUUGUGCCCAAACGACUGAGGUCUUACAUAUCGGGUCUUUUUACUCACCUCAUGAAUGCUGCAACGGAGCAGGACUACCAACACUCGAAGGAGGUUCUUCAGGUGUAUUCGCCGGAAUUCUACGAUUAUUUCCUAACUCACUGGGAUUCUUGCACCCCUUCUUGGGCUAACUUCCAACUGAGCAGGCGGUUAACUUUUGGCUCGAAAACCAACAACAGAAUAAGAGCGAUGGUCAGCUCUUACCGGCAGAUCUUGGAUUCUCUGGACACCGCUGACGGUCUCGCUAACAAUUUGCUGGAGCACUCGCAUCAGAAGUCGCAGUCUAGAGCUCGGGAUGAUCUGAGUACCGUUAUUUGCACUCGUGUUUGGCGUGACCAGUCGAGUGAGGUGAACGACAUGCUUCGACACCUAUCACCUGCUGUAGGUAAGAUGCUCAUUGAAGAAAUAGGUGGUGACGUCGACUACGGACAUAAGUCUGAUCUCGAAAGAAAGAUGUGCGAUUGCUCUUUCUUCCUUCAGUGGAAUCUCCCUUGUCGACAUCUUGUUCAGCUAGCCAGAAAUCAAAAAUUCCCUCUUACUGACCUCAUUGCUGGAUGUAGGUGGAUAAUUGAAGUGUCUUAACCACCUCGUCGUACUCCCCCCCUUUUUCCUUAAACCUAUCCCAUCUAACAAUGUCUAUUCGGACUUUCAUAUUUUUGCCCCGACUUUUGUAAACAAUCACCUUCAAUAAAUUAAAAGACCCACAUAUUUCUGCACGAAACCUUUGUUGGGUGCCCUUUUUGUGCAGCCGUCGGCGACAUAGUGUUCAUGCACUUCUCAUUUAUCACAAUUAGGUAAAUCGUUCUUUAUCUGCCUGCUUAAGCGGGAGUUUUGACAAUCAUGCCUAUCAAAUCGGUAAAAUUUAUCACAUAUGCUGUCUCAGCGAGUUAUAAUAGUGUAAUGUCUCAAAAACUGACACCUGGAUCGCACUAAAUCAACCCAUUUCCUCAGAGUCCUGUAUAUCAUCUGUCCGUCCGUGGCGACUAUUUGUCAAUUUUCCGGUUGAUGACAGGACACGACGUUGUCACAAGCCCGUUUUCACGCUCUCCACCAAACGCUUGAACGUCUUUCCCUGCGAUUCAGUAAAUCUCAUCGAUUAGGUUCAUUAUGUUACUUGCCAUACUGCCCAAUCUUAGUUCUGGCCUCUGAUGGCCGACGAGAAUUCAUCUCACAACUUACGCACUGUAUGUAUAAGACAGUCGAUUAGACCACAAUAAUAGUUAAGCACGUCAGAAACUGACAUUUACCCUGAUUGUAAUGGCAUGCAUCUCCCGACGGUCUUGCGCACCGGUCGCCCGCUCUUGGUGAUUUUUUCGGUUCUGUUUUCCAGCAGUCAUACAGGUAAACUUUUGGACUGGCUUUACUGUGGCUAUUGUGCACAGAGACAACCCAUGCGUCUUUGACAGACUACGUAUCACGAUCUGUAUUCCGUCCGCGCUGGCUACCUUAUUCCAUUGGUCUUCACACUAUUGGUGGCCAAAUGACUGUACAUCAGGGUAGACUACGUCUCUAACAGACUUGCCUGACGCCUAAUUUACCUUGUGGCCAAGACCAUUGGCUCGCUUCCCCAGCGAAUGCCUGCCCGACUUGUUGACUCCUGCUUUUGAAACGCGAUCUGAGGCAGGGGAUUGUGUUAUUUCGUUACCAGGUGGUGUAACUUGUUUAAUUUCGAAGUCCAUGAUGCACUUGCCAGUGUCCACCGUCUACGAACCACGUCUUACGUGAAUCAAAAGCGCCUUUAAAGGCUGAUUUUGAACACGGGUUGUACGAAUCGGUGGGGCGUCCCCAAAGGGACAUACGUAAAACACUAAUCAUCGGUUCGCCCUGCUGCUUGCCUUAUCCUUACGGUUUACUCUCAUUUGAUACGCAUCACAAAGGCCUGCGACUCCAACUGGACCAAUGACUUAGACCGGAGACGCAGCACACAUUACGCAAAUGGCAUAGGCCUUCGAAUGGAUAUUUGCCUGCCGUCCGUAAAUGGGGACGUGUCUCAUCACUACUUUUUUUGGUGCGGCGGAUACCUUCACAACUAUGAUGAGAAACAGUUUCUAUGAUGGCCAGCACAUUCUAUCUGUCCCGAUUAGUCUGAUCAGUACUGCCUCCAAGAACACUUCCGUGGCAACACGCCAACCUUUUAAGCUACCUGACAUUCACCGACGAAACGCCGUCUUGUGCCGCUCUGCCUGCCCUUCGACGUUUUUGGCUCCAAUGUGGAAGACGAUGAAUGAAGUUUUAGACGUAACACUCAAACCUGAGUUCACGCACGCUAAUCACAUGUGUUACUCAUAUUACCUCAUCAUGUAUAGCCCUAAUUCCGAACCUGCCCCACCUGUUUGCAUCUACCCAGGCUCAAACCUUCCCAGUAAAAAUGAUCUGUCAGCCAGUAAGAACAUCAACAACAACAACAUCUCAACCUGUCCUCACUUACUUUCCGGACAUUGAUCACCAGGCCUUCCAUCAAGCAUCCAAUCCACUAAACAGCUGGCCGGAAUGAUUUCGUUUACGCCGGCGGACUACUAUUAACUGUAUCGGUCAGCAUCAGUUUUUGUUUAAGCGGCGUCCGAGUUGCCGACAUCACGAACCACAGCGGCCGAUUUCCUGCGCCAUCGGCUCCUGUGGUCGUUAACUAUGCUAAUUUUCCAUUUCAGGUUUAACUUAGCCGUGUCUGUCCGCUUUUGUAUUUGGUUACCAGGGGAGUGACAGGAUUUCGGCGAGGUGGUGUCAUGUAUGAACUCCGCUCCGGGUCUGCAGAGUACAAAACCGAACUAUGUAGGACGGCUGCCCUUUGUUGCAUCAUAAUCGGGUAUCUCCGAUCAACGACUGGGUUCAAUGUUCGCAAGGUUGUUCGUGAGAAGGCUGUAGCAUUUUCUGGAGGAAUUGGCCGUCAAACAGCACGACCUGCUCUAACUGAGCAAAGCGUAGAGGCCAAGUUUUGUGUUUAUAUAUCGGAACUUACUUGGCCGUAUUUUCCGACACUUAGACCGUGGCCUUCGUCUAUCGUCAGCUUAACCCGAUGUUAUGAAGCUUGACAGUGAAUUCCAGAGCCCUUUCUGGCACAAUGUGUUAUGUGUGCCAAAUAGAAAGCAUAGAAGGUAGCACAAGUAGCAGGUAGUAGGAGACACGGCGGAUUAAAUAGUACUUACCUACUGCACCUCCCCACGCGUGGUGAUCUGCGGCAGCAGAUCUUGAUGGCUCGACCCAUUCUCAUAUCUGGCGACGGAGACCAAACACCGAAGGUCAAAGAACCACUUCCAUGUUUUGUCGAGCUGGGUCUUGAGUUGGCCCUAUUGACGCCUCCAGGUGGGCAACGACGCCGAAUCGAGGAUAAAAACAAAGGACUCUUAAGGUGGAGAACGGUUAACGCGCCCAAACCAUCUCAGUCGUCUUUCUUGGAUGUCCCGAAGCAUCCUCGUGAUGUCUCAGCGAGUGGAAGUUGUCUCAUUUGAGACGAGGUCGCUGUAUCUCAUCCGUAGGAUGAUCUUAAGGUCGCGGUGACUAAAUACCUCCAGUUUUUGCUCAUCUUCCACACGCAAAGCCUAGCAUUCACAACCGUAUGGGGAGGAUCGAUCAGACGCGGAUCUUCCUGGCGAUGGAGAUAUCACAUCGGGUCCAUAAGCACUUCUUAAGGAUUGCGAAAACCCCUCGAGCAGUAUCGACUAGGGAGACAAUGUCACCCUUCCUCUGUCCAUUCGGUAGCGACCUCGCCCCGAGGUAUUUCAAACUACCAACUUCUUCGAGUUGACAGUCAGCAACCCCUAAAGUUUCCCGCUGGCCAGGGAUGUAGCUCGAAAACAAUUUGGUCUUCCCAGCGUUUAUGGAUAAGCCAACCGAAGUAGCGACUUCAUUCAGCCGUGGCGCCAAAGCUUGAGGCUAGCCAGGCGAUAUCGCCAGCGUAAUCUAGAUCAGCUACUUGGCGUUCGGGGGAAAUCUCAACACCGUCAAGAUCGUGUAGAGCCCUCCCAAGAAUCCGGUGAACGGCUUAGUCGAACAGAGCGUGCGACAGGAUAUAUUCUUGUCGAACACGAGCUUGGAUAUCGAACGGUCGGAAAGUUUUUUAUGGACCAGAACUCGCUCAGUGGUGAAGCUACAAUAGACCUCGAUCGUGGCGAUGUUUUUUUGGCCGAAACACGAUCUAGCUUCAUCAUUUGCUAUAGGGACUCACAGAAUCGUACACAGCGGCGAAGUCAACACAGCAGACGGCCGUCGAUUGUUGGUAACCAUGGCGGAAUUCGGAAUCCGCCUCUACGAAUAUCUGGUCCGCACAUCCACUCUCACAUCCAGAGUGAUAUGGAACCGCCUGAGGGGAACAAAAGCGAAGACCUUCGCAGCUACGUCGAUGUGGUUUAUGCAGUAGUCGUUCUCGCACUUGGUCUUAUCUCCCCUGUUGGAGACAGUCACAAGGGUACCCGGCCCCCGGUCAUCAGGACCGACCACGUCUCCACACACUUGUCCAAUCAGCUCAUAAACCUAAGGCGUCAGAGUGUCGAGACAAGACUUAGAUUUCAGCGGGAAUCCCGCCCUCACCGGGCGCCCUGUUGUGUAGCUUCUGUAUUGCAUUGACAAUUUCUCUUUCAGACCGGGGUCGUAAUUAAGGAAUAGCCAAUCAACACCAAGGAUUUCUGAUCACGCUUUUGUGGUCUUGCACGUUUUCUUGUUACUCACAUGUCGCGGGAUAUCUAGGACUCAGUACGGGCAGCACAUAGUGUAUUCCUUCACCCUGAAGUGGACAGUAUCGGGAAGCAGAAAUAAGCAUUGGUACGUAACAAAUAUUCGGACGGGUUCCGACAUGAAAAUGUCUGAAUUGUUGGCGGAUUUGGGUCAACCACCCCAGAGCCGUAUUUUUGGUGCUAUUCGCCAUUUUCCGGAGUCAGUUUUUUCCCACAUCUGAGUUUGUGCUUGUCGACGUAGUAGAGGGAUAAGAGACAACUGCCUCGUCCGGCGGCGUGUUCUUUGUGGAGGUCGGAAGCAACAUCAGGGGUUGUUGCCAGUUUGGUCCUCUCGUAUCCACUCUCUGCGCCCGUGCGGCUGCGCACAUAGUCCAGCUAUCGGCGCAUAAUUCUUUUAUCGCCUAACGCUAAUUCUACUGUUUUUCCCCUCUCUCCUUCGAACUACCGCCGGACACCAGGGUGCGAGUCGCGUAUAGACAUUUUUGUUGGUCGCUAAAGUUGGAAACACGUAUGCACACCAUAUUGCGCCUUCAUAUUCGUUUAUUUGUCGGUAACUCUGCCAUGCUUUUGAGGGUUAAGCAGAUCAAGUCGUGCGCACAACUGCCGUUCGAACAUCACCUCAACAGGCCAUGAGCCGGCUGAGUCGGUAACUGAACAAAAAGUACGGGGACGCCUCGUAUUUAAGCUCGAUGGAUGUUUCGCGGUCGUAGUGAGCGAAAAGACAUGAGGGACUUAGAGUCGUUUUUGUCUGACCCAAUGCUUUUUGUUCGACCUUCCAUUGACGAUUUCUUUCAAGUAGUUGGUAAAGGGACUUCAAAUUGCUAGCUGGCUGACCAGUCAAACAACUUAAGUGGGUAACCAACUCAAGGAACAAAUACAACCGACCGUCCUUGCCGGAGCCCAGCGUCGUCUUCAGGGCUUUGAGCGGAUGGUGGCCCGUUUAUCAACCUUAAAACUCUGAUUCAGCGAUGAACACGCAUUUACCUUUCCUGAGUUUGAAGCCACCUUUUCCUAAUACUUUAACACUAUACUUGGGGUCUCCAGCUUACUAUUUUCAAAUGAGCCGGUUACUGAUGUAUCAUCAAGAUAUGCACAAAGGUUAGGUACUCCAUUGACUAGGCCAUUAAUCAAACAGUGGAAUAAGCCGAAAGCAGUACUCACACCAAAAGUGAGUCUCUAGUACCUGAACAAUCCCCGGUAGAUAUUGACGGCGAUUGCAUCCUGGAAGCCUGGAUCUGGGACAAUGUUGUAAGCGUGUUACAGGUUCGAAUUUGCACAGGGUUGAUCAAAAGGGGGUGCACUCAGGUCCGCGAUGCGGGGAAAUAAGGGUUCGGCUUAGUUUUUAAGUUUACAGUUAACUUGCGGUUGUUGCAUAUGAGCACGGAGCAAUCGGAUUUAGAAGCGAGAACUAUUGCAUCAUCUCAUACUGAAUAUUGUAUUAGCAAAAUUAUGUCCGCCUUCUACAGGCGAUCCGGUUCUUCAUUAACUUCUGGUGAGAUCGCAUAGGGCACUGGACUUGCUUCGAAGAUCCGGGGCUGAAAAUCUAGCUUAGACUCAAAUUUCACAGGUUGACCGCGGUAGUGACUGAGGAAAUGACAUUAACCAGUUCUUUAUGGUUUGCCAACAGUUUCCUUACAGCAAUAAAGAAUCAUACGAAGGUUUUGGUCAGGAAGGCAACGGCAUUGGUAGUGAUGGAACCAUGUUCGUUAAGUUGCGUCGAAAAGUUGUGUAUGUAAAGCUUGCUCCUCAAACUGGCUACGCGUUAGAUGCGCUGGACCAACACGGGGACUAGGCCGGAGUCUCGUAGGCUUUAUUGGGAAUGCGCCCUCAUAACAAACGCCAACAUUCGGGGCGUGGAAGCAGGGCCAAUUACUGGCUCAUGUCGCACCCAGUGGGAUCCGAGCUGUUGCUAAAAAUCAUAGUCAAGUGUUUGUUGUGGACCAAUGUGGAAGACGAUGAAUGGAGUAUUCGACGGUCGAAAUGUUAUGUAUGCAAAGAAGACUAUUUGCAGGCCUAACCUCUAAUGGGCACAGAAGACAGCCCGACAGUCGUGCCGCGGGAGCUGCAGCGGGAUAAAUGGCAAAGGGGAAUAUCGUAGGCCGGAGGGUGGCCAAUUAGCGCUCAGGAGAUCUGAUCAUGCGCUUGUGAUCGUGGACGUUUGCUUGUCGUGCGCGUGUCGCCGGUUAUCUAGGAGUAAGUACGUAUAGUGCAUGGCUCACCUCCAUUUACUGCUAGUUCGACCGUCGCAUCCGACUACGUCCGCCGCGUGCUCCACAGCUAGCUGAAACAGGCACAGCGACUUGCGCGUGAAUUAUUUCACAGUGAGAGUGGACAUGCACGAAAUCUACCACACUCUUCCCUUCUCGCCUGGGCCCGGUGUCAAGACAGAGUCGGAAAGACCGGAGAGGGGAGGGCGCAGAAGGAUGGGACGAUCGGACCCCGCACCUUGGCAUUCAACUCCGCAGCCCUGGUCCACCUCAAAUACUUGACCAGGAUUUUUACCAACAAGUACAACAGAAAAGACGCGGAUGACUGGGCAGCCAUGCAAACGACCUCUAUAACCAGCGCGAGCGCAAGCGCAUUUACUGCCAGAGAACCAGGUACUGGAGAACUGCCAGCGCACACCAGGCUGUGAGGGCCAUGGUUUGCUGAUCAUGUCAUAGCAGACACUUACGGACUUUUAGGCCCAGAAGGGUGACACACAGCUUUGCAUCUGCCUGGGUUGGGUAAUCAGUCAGUCAGUGACUGAAAGACACCACCCGUUAAAUAACACACUACUCUCGUGCAUAAUAGUGUGAGAUGUCACUUUAAGAAGCAGCCGUCGCAGUUUGACUUUCAGCCCACCGGUCCGCCACUCCACACAAACGCACAGAACUGGGCAGACUGUGUGGAUUGCGUUGAGGCGUCAGUCGGCAACCCUCAAAGCUACGACGUUUGGCGCGCCGUGAUAGUCUCAGACUCGGACCACGCAUUCAGCAGAGGAGCCGCAUGAGGGCAGACCCGAGAAGCACACGUCUCACUUGCGUAGGAUGUGACAGUCGAGUGCUUGCAGUGGUGAUGUUGUUGUGUGGUACGGUUUUUGGUGUGAGAUGUGUGAUGUAGCCGGUGGUUGUCUACCGCAGGUUUUCGUGAAUGCGCAUGUGACCUAAUAAGCCAGUGCGGCGAGUGAAUGUACCCGGGCAGUGAGGGCAGUUGGGGCGGCUGCGGUAAGUGUAUAUUGGUUCUCCAGGCAUAGGCUUGCCAGUCUCCGUGUGCUGGAUUCGCAGGUGACCGACCAGGCCGAUGUGUGAAGUGCAUGUGCGAUCGUAAUGAGCACAGGUAUGAACCGAGUCCACAUUGCUGGAAGUGGGAGUGUUGGUGGUGAUGGUAGAAGGUGAUGGGACAUCAUACAUCGUCCUUUCGGUGGGGGGAGUGCUUGAAGUCGUGGUGGUGACGGUAAUGGCCACUGAGGUCGAUGCAGGAGUUGAGGCAGGGCGGAUGGUGGCGGCGGGGCAGCGAAAGUGUGAUCGGCAGUGAAGGGGGUGGCGGUCGGUGCGAGGUUGCGGCAAGGGUGAGAGUGGGAGAAUAGGUAGACGUUGUCGGGUUGAGGGCGCAUUGGGUCCUAAGGUGUCCAACGAGACCAACUCGUGCGGACAGCGCAGACAUGUUGGAAGCGGCGGGUGGUUGGCAUUGAGGAGACGAGGCACUUCUGGUUUGCGAGCCUCCCGCUCGGCUGAGGCGGUGGCGGUCCAAUUUGAAUCGUUACAUUUCCUAAUUAUGGUAUCAACUGCCAGGGCGCUGCUUUUAUGGUUAACUAUCAGGUGUUUCCCUAAAAUCCGUAUCAUUAUGCACGAAUAUUGCAGUCUCCGAAGUAGUCAAGUUUAGUGGCACUCAGGCGAACCGAGCUCAACUUUGUGAUGACCCCUCUCACAGUACGGAUAGGGGCUUGUAUUUCGUUUUCAAAGAGGAUACGAACUGCCUUCAAUGUAAACAUUCUAAUAGACUCCUAUGAUUUCGCAGGGUUGCCUCGCAUUCUUCAAAAUAUUUCGUAUUUGGCUGAACAGCUGACUACCCAGGCAUUUAUUUAACUGCCUUCCACAUCCGCGUCAUCUACCGUACGUCUCUUCCUCCAACGUAUAGCAUAAUGACUUUGGAAGAAUAUUUGUGCCGUGAAGCAAAUAGACUAUCGGCCUCUGGAUUUGGACAGGCCCUGCAGUAGACUCACUUAUUUAUCCCGAACGCGGUGUGCCCAUUUGUCCCCUGAUGUAGGACGCAUAGGUUCUUAUAGAGUACAUUAGGCUAUUGAAACAGGCAUCUCGGGGUGCACUUUCUGACUAAAUCUGUCGAUCCUACCUUUCUACGUAAUCCAACAUCAACAUCCUUACAAGAAGCUGACAGGAAGUCAUCAAGUUCUUUACUUAUUCUACAAGUCAUUUCACUCCUCGACACAUUGGUGUCAACCUCAAUAGGGUGAAUUCUCAGUGCUGUUUAUACCGGCAAGGCAGGGACAUAGAACUCCCCCCCUUCCCUAUUCGGGAGCCUUGCGCUAAGGUCCAGGGGGAUUUAGCUCAGGGUUAAGUUAAGAGUUAGAGUUAGCUUUAUGUCGGGGGCUAUGGUUAGGACCCAGGAAUAUUUGUCCUUCCUGGAAUUUAGUGCAAGGCCUGGGGGUUCCUGUUUCCGUGUCUUAGCAGAGUAUCUUUAAUUAACGGUAGCUGUCAGGCUCUGCAAUUAAUCAGUCCAACUGGAAAGUCAUGACUUUCAGAGGCUGCAUGCACGUGUGCCAGCACGCGGGUCGUACUUGAUCGUUUAACAGGCUGUAGGCUGGAGAUUGUCGGAGUGCGCAUUAAGAAAUCACCUUUUUCGGGGACGAGACUGCAUUUCUAACUUGGCUGAUUCUCAAUUACUUGUUCAUGCGUAUACUUCAUGCAGUAUUUAUUAAUAUCUCCCAUCUGUCCGAGCACUAGGUGUCCUAGUUUCAUGCUUUUGAAUGCACGUGUUCAUGUCAUGCACAGUUAUCGAUCCGUCACGAUGCCGCCAAGUCUGAUUCCGCUAUUUCUAACUCGACGACGGAGCGCGAAUCCGCGCUUUGUCCAAUUAGGCACAAUAUCCCUCUAUUUGUACGCCUUUUUCAUCGUCUAUAGUUGACGAAUGAGGCUUUCAACAUGGCUUUAGAGCGAGAGAACCGUCCAAGAAGUUUCGAGGGCUUAUUUCAAACUAUACUGUGCGAUGAAAGGGAACCCUGCAGGGAUAGCAGUUGUCACAUUCAAUCAGAACCAAAUUGCCCUACUUAUGUCGUGUCAUCUAAUCAGGUUCAUCCUAUCAACAAGUCUCCCUCGAUAGGUCACAAACUGGUUUCCUUUUUCAGGGACACUUUCAAGAGGACGUCUAACGGAUCCCGGACUGAGGUGGUUCCAGAGCAAGCACUUUACUCCUGGCGAUCCAUCCGUACACCAGUAGCUUCCUACCUUCACACGACCAGUAACAGCUACCAUCACGGACGUACACGCGUUUUUGUCGACGCAACUAAACCAGCGGCAGCUUCGUCGUCGUCAACCGGAGAGAGGGGAUCUUCCACUGAGAAGCCAGAUGUCCAAGACUUUGGUAGUACAAAGACAGGAGACAGGAGAUCACGAGCGCAACCGAAUCCCAUCGUGGCCAAGAGUGUGGCGGAUAGGCAAAACCUCGCUUAUAAAUACGUUCACAAGGAAAGGAGGCCGUCGCGGAAGAAGAGGGAAGUAAGUAAGCUCCAAACAGCAAAUAAUCAGAGCUCAUCAAAUUCUUCCAACCCUCCACAUGGAACAAUCGAUAGACCCUCGUUGAUUGUUUCUCCAUCGGCCUCAGUUGAGCGGACGAAAUCUGGCGUAACCCGAAGAGCUCGGUUCAGCCUACAUCCGUCUACCCCAAGGGCGCCAACCGCGCUGAUGAGGCAAAGAACCCAAAUACCUGGAGCCGAGCCGAACGCGGAAGCUCCGUCGUUCUACAGUUCGUCCAUUCAACUAAGCGUCACUCCGGUGGUCAUAGGUGCAUCGGGUGUAACCGAGGACCAAGAAACCUCCAGAGUCCAUCCACGUGUCACCUUCCAGACUACAGGGGAGACAAAGUACGUUCCACUUCCCGUCGCAUGCAGUCGUAGUCGUUUAGAGUCCAGUAGGAAGCUGGCACGUGGGGAGGUUGUUAAGACUGAUCUCCAGUGUUUGUGUUCGCCGGUUCUCAUUGACCGCCCCUCCCGCCCUGUGAUGUCAUCACCACCACCGCCACCGACUGAGCAAACGAGAUUGCUUCCGUCUCCCAGGCGUCUACAGCUUAGUCACUUGCAACAAGACGGUUGCAACAGUGAAAACCAAAUGGCCACAUCUACCGAGACAGAUGGGAGGGGGUCUGAGUCAAAGAAGGAUGAGAGAACGAGAUUUCUGACCUCGAUUGCAACUCCACAUAGUGGAGACACAUUCAGUGAGAUUACUUCACCCUUGCUGCAAAAGGACCGCCUAGACUGCCUAACACAAUUAAAAGACGUGGAAUUCCAAGAUGGCCUUAUGAAGGGGAAUCGUACUCAAAAGAGUGCAAGGCAAGGAGGCUGUGGUAGUCCCAGUAGAGUGCAUAAAAGAGUUUGUUUGGAAUAUGAGAAGUUCGGGAAUAAGGAAGGAGAAGAGGAAAGUGAUCGAGAUGAUAAAUACCAGGUAGCCGGAUCCGUAGCACGCAGGAUUUACGAUAACUUCGGUGAUGACUCCACCUUCUUCGAUUCGAGUAUCCUAUGGAGUUGGGAGCAUGAUCUGGGGGAAAGGUCGAGCGAUGAGGAUACUCUAGAUGUUCUUCGGGUCAUGAAGGAGGUAGAGAGCAGUUUCAGAAUGGAAGAAUCAGUCAACUUGACCUCAGAGGAACCCACAAGAGAGGCCUCCUGUGAAAAAUCCCGCACACAAACAAGCUAUGCUGCUGAGGGUAAUAGCGGCACGCUCAAGUUAGCCUCUUCCAAUGAAAACCCUGCCCGCUCUCCCAGUUUUCUUUCUGACUCCCGAAAGAUUGUACAGUUUGAAGAGGAGCCACUGGCAGAUCAACAAGUCGAAGUCCUUACUGUUCCAUCUUACUGGCGAAUAUACGCUGAAACUUAUCGCAGGGAACGUCACCGGCGAGGAGUGGAGAGCAACCCGUCUAUUUGUGUGAGUGUGCUGGUCCACCAACUACCCAUAGCAGUUGUGCUCAAAAGUUUCGAAGAUCCCAUGCUUAACACUAAGUCGGUGCAAACCUACACCGUCCCCACAUCCUAUUCCACCAGCGCUUGGAAGAAGAUAAAUGAACUAGGAACUCUCAGGGAAGCGCGUUUCUGUCAAUCGGAGGUGCCCGCGGGAUGUUCGCGGAGAUUGUGUCGUUACCAUCGUUACCUUGCCAGAUUGCAUGAAGCAAACUGCAGCACAGGGGGACUUUCUCGUUCCCAGAGUGUCACGAGCUGCAGGUUGACACACGGAGGAAGGUCGCAUAGGUGCUCGAAAAGACCAUGUUCUGACGAAAACCCUCAACGCUCCCUCUCAAUGCCAAACCUCCAUCCGACCUCAGAUCUUAGCAAAUUAUCGGAACAAGAAUAUAUAGACUAUGCACUCGUCUAUAAGCUCUGGAGGGAGAUAAAUAGUUCACUAAAAGAACUACAGCAGCUCGCAGUCUCACCGAGAGGUGCUGAUGCCGGUACCACCACCUCUCCGGCUGUCAGAUCCGCCUGUUCCAGUGAAAGAGGGUCAUCCACUCUAAGGGAAGAAGAACCGGAGUCAGUGGAAUUGCUAGAAACCAGUUUACAGAUCAGCUCUCCGAAGGAGUUUAGUGAGAUUUGCCUGUCGCCGAUCCCAAAGACGAGGGCUGUUGAUAAUUCUCGGCAACGUAUUGCAGAGUUGAGGGAGCUCAUCGCCAAAAGAAGCAGCCUUCGACAUCAGUUAAAGUCCCAAGCCACUGAGUCGCCGUACUGGGAAAGGAGGGAGGGACCCCGAGGCCAACAGGAUGUCUCCCGUGGGGGUGUGGGCGAGUUUCCCUUGAAACGAGGCACCAGAUCGUUGAGCCACGGCAUUGCUAAGCCCAAAGCCGGCAACAGUACCGUGAAUAACGUCGAAUGCGACUUCGAGCAUCUCCCCCAUAAACGAUGUAAUUCAUACAUAUCGGCCUUUUCAGGACGAAAUGGGGGAGACGUACGGAAAUACUCUGGUUCAGCCCUCCCACGGACGAAAUGCACUAAAUCAUACGGAUCACAUGCCUACCAUAAGCAUCGGUCUUGCGAUGGGGGUUGCCAAAGGAACUUGAUGGUUCGUCCUGGCAUUGGAAUGGAGCGUAACUCAGGUGGCCCUCUUACUUCUACUCUAUCCGUCACCAAUACCGCACAUUCCUCCGUGUUUUGGGGGGAUUCCACAGAGACCGAGUCGUCUAGUGACGACAGUAGCCGCCCCGGGUCGUCUGUUAACCUCCCAGCCAGUUCGCCGCCGAGGCAUAUGUUCUUCCACAGACUUCCCAGCCCUACCGCCUCCAUCAAAGGUUUCACGCCCAGGGGAACGGCCAGAAUCAAACUCCGGCCUAGCUCCGCGGAGGAGAAAAAGGUCAACAAGGGUACUCCUUUUCUGCCCUCUCGUCCGGCGGCAGUUGGUGAUUCUGGAAGUGUUCCUUGCUCUUUUGGGGAUAGACGAUCCAAGUCCUGGGAUAGGGAAAGCGAGUCUAUGCGCAAUAUCGAAUGGGAAGAUCUCAUCAACGAGAUUUAUGCCGUCAAGACUUCCAGUGGGUCUCGUCAUGGGAGUCACAGGGCCAUCUUCCAGCUAACACCGUCCUCACAGCGUGUCCUGAGGACUCCGCUCCCAAAGUCCCGUUCCUCACUGGCCAGUCAGUCGGGUAAAAUAAAGCCUGCACUUCGAGAUAACCUUCUGCGGCACACAUUCGCUUCCCUGCAAAAGGUGCGGGAGAGGAAAGAUGAUGUGCAGACGAACCUUCGCAAACCUUGGGUUAAAUACUGA